AUGGCGCGGCAGCAGCUCCCCCCGCGGGACAACAUCUGGAACCUGCUGAACUACAAUGCGCCCCCGCGCGCGCAGCUCCUCCCGCCCGUCGACCAGCGCGACGAGCGCCUCUCGCGCUCCUCCUCGCUCCUUGACGCGCGGGCCCUGCAGCCCCGCGGCGCCGCGCUGAACCCCGCGCGGCCCCAGCUCGGCGCCGCCCGCGACUUCCUCGAACCCCUCAUCUCCCCGCACGCCUCGGGCGAGCUGCCGCGGUACGACCGGGCGGGCAACGCACGGGCCCUCGCGCCUGUGCAACCCCGCAGAGCCUUCGAGCCCCCGGACGCGGUCGCGGGGAACUCGAAGGCGCACCUCCUCGCGCCCCCCGCGGGCGCCGGGCCGUCCGGGAGCGCGGACGCGGUCAUCGAGGGAGGGCUGCGCGUGCUGGCGUCGCGGCUCGCGGCAAUGGAGGGGCGCGUGUCGCGCGCCGAGGCGGCGGAGCGGACGCAGCAGGCGAUGGAGGCGCGGCUGGUGCAGCUCGAGCGGAGGGCGGAGGGCGCGGAGGGCGCGGCGCAGGGCGCGGCGUGGCUCGCGACGGAGGAGGGGCGGCGGCUGGAGGGGCGCGUGAGCGAAGCGCUGUCGGCGACGGCGCGUUACCGGCAGGAGGUGCAGGACAUGCGGGCGAAGCAGGACGCCCUGGUCCGGGAGCUCGAGGGCUCCCGCGCGACCGUCGCGCGCCUCGAGGCGCUCCUCGAGGACUCCGCGGUCCGGCAGCAGCUCGAGGUCCGCGCGUCGAAGGACGGCGACGUCCGGCGGUUCGCCCGGUCGGAGGCCGCCGUGCAGGAGCUGUGGCGGGCGCUGGAAACGGCGCGCGCGGACGCCGAGACGCACCGCGCGGAGACGGCGCGCGCGAUCACCGCGAUGGCCUCGCGCGUGGGGAUGUCGGAGCAGGACGUGCAGCGCACGCGGGAGGUGGGCGACGAGGCGUUGCAGGCGACGGCGGGGCAGGUGGGGCGGCUCCGCGGGGAGGUUGCGCGCGUCGAGGGGCUGGCGCAGCGGCUCCGCGGCGAGGCGGGCGACGCGACGGAGGCGCUGCGGGUCGAGGUGGAGCGGGUGCGUGCGUGGGUGGGGCGCGUGGAGACGGCGGUGGGGCACGGGCUGGCGCGGGUGGACGCGAGGGCGGCGUCGCGGGUGGACGACCGCGUGCAGGCGCUGGAGCGCGUGGUCGGCGAGGCGCUCGAGGAGGCGCGCGCGGCGAAGCCCGCUGCGGCGAAGGAGGCGCGUGAGAGGGUGGAAGGUUUGGCGCGGGCGGUGAUGCAGGACCGCGACGCGUUGCUGGAGCGGGCGCGCGCGCUGGAGGCGCGCGUGGACGCGCAGGGCAACGCGCAGCGCGAGGCGGCGGCGCAGAUGCAAGCCCGGCUCGAGCGCGGCGACGCCGACACGCUGCGGGUGUUGGCCGAGUUCAAGAGCUUGCACGACGCGACGGACGCGAAGACGAAGCGAACGCUCGAGGACGGGCUCGGGCGCGCGCGCGCGAUGGCGCGGGACCUCGAGGAGGCGUACGAGCGCCGCGCGCAGGGGCUGGAGGAGGUGUUGAAGAUGGAAAUAAGGGCGCGGAAGGAGGGGGAGUCUCGCGGGGAGCGGGCGGCGCGGGCGCUGGGGAAGGCGAUCGAGCGGGCGGGGGCGCGGUGGGAGGAGAAGCUCGAGGAGGCGACGGUCGAUCACAUGCUGGAAGAGGCGGUGAUCCGCACGGAGGUCGAGGAGCUGGUGGGCGACGAGGGCGCGUUCGCCGAGCGCGCGCGCGCCGCGCAGACGCAGCUUGCCGCGGCGCUGGCUGCGGCGGCGGACAGGGCGGACGUGGCGGCCGCGCGCACGGACGCGGUCAUCCAGCGCGUCGAGCAGCUCGAGGGCGACGUCGCGGAAGCCGUCGGGCGCGCAGAGGCGCUCACAGCGGCGGCGACCGCCGCGGCGACGCGUGCGCGCGCCACCGGGCCCGCGACGGCAGCCGGCGUCGCUGCGACGGGCGCGGCGACGCUCGCCGGCGGCGAGGCGUGGGCGGCAGCGCAGCGCCGCGUCUGGACGGAGGUACAGUCGCUGCGAAGCGACCUCGAGUCCCUGCGCGGGGAGAUGCAGCACGAGACGUCGUCGUUGUCGACGGCCGUGGUCGACUCGCAGGACCUGAUGCUCCGCGAGAUGCGCGUGGUCGAGGAGUCCUGCGCGCGGCUACAGGACGAGGCCGCGCGCGAGGCGUCGCGCGUCUCGCACGAGCUGCGCAGGGAGCUGUUGCGGACGAUGGCGGACGCAGCUUCCAGGGAGUCCACGGAGCGGGCGGCGCUGCAGGCGCGGCUGGACCAGGACGUGUACGAGCUACGGCAGGACGUCGACACGAUUCGGUCGGAGGCGCGGACGAUGGCGGACCGGGCGGCGCGGGCGGGAACCGACGCCGCGGCGGAGGCGCAGCGCAGGGGCGCGGACGCGCUCGCGGAGAUGGCGGACGCGGUGGACGAGUCGCACCGCGCGCUGGAGUCCGCGCUGCGGUCGACGGAGAUGGAGCAGGCCCGGCAGCGGUCGGCGGUGCGUGCGCUGCAGGGCGACGUGCGCUCGGUGCGCGCGACGCUGAGCGAGGCCCUGACGGACGCGCUGGGGCGGCAGGCCGAGGCCAUGGGCACGACGGACAACGUGAUCACGGAGAGCAUGCGCACGCUCGCGGACGAGCUCCGGCAGAUGUGCGACUCGGUUGACGCGUCCAUGACGGAGCAGGUGUCGUAUCUGGAGCGCCGGCUCGCGACGGUGGAGUCGCGCGUGCCCGGCGCCGGGCGGUUCCAUGCGGCCGCGGCCGCGGCGGCCGGCGGGGACGCCGUGCAGGGCGGCGGCUCCGCGCCGGACGGGUACGCCGACAGCGGCUACAACGACGCGCCGCUGACGGACUCGUGGAUGUCGCCGCUCGGGCGGCAGCUCGACGUCGUGGAGGAGAACAGCGGGGAGGGCGAGGACCCCGGGGACUCGUCGCGGGACCUCGACUACAAGGGGGAUGUCAGCAUCACGCCCCAGGGGGGUCCCUGGCCGCACGACACCGGCGAGAGCGGCACGUACGCCGACGCGGGGGUGUACUACGGCGACGACACCGGCGCCGACGAGCCCGCGGACGGCGACGAGGGCGGCGUUGCGUUCUACGACUCGUCGCACGUGGAUCCCGUCGCCGCGCACGAAUGGCACUCCUCGAUGCGGGACGACUCCGAGGCGGAGGCCGCGGAGGCCGAGGCGGCGCGCAUCGCGAAGGAGGCGCGCGAGGCCGAGGCGGCGCAGGCGCGCGGCGACGAGGAGGGGGUGUUUCCGGGGGAUGUCUCGGUGGGCACCGCGGACAGCUCCCGGCGCGGCAUGGCGGUGGAUGCGGUCCUGGACGCGACGCUCAACGACGUGGCCGCGACCUUCGAGGAGCUCUCGGGGCACAGCGCGGACGUCGCCGGCGCCAGCCCCCCCGCCACCGGCGACGGGGACGCGCACGGCGGCAACGUCGACGACGAGGAGGAUCUGGUGCCCCCGUGGGAGCGAGACUCGCCGCCGCUGCUCCCCGAGACCCCGCGCGAGGUCGCGCACGACCGCGAGAUGCCUACGGACCACGGCGCGCCGGACGACGGCGUCGAGGCCGGCGACGCGGUACAGAGGGCGCCGUCGGCGGAGGCGGAGCGUCUGCGGCGGCUCGAGAUGAUCGGCCUGCUGCCGCCGGUGUCCGAGGGCACGCGCGAGGGCGCGGCGACGAGCAGGGCGGAGCAGAGCAGUCGCGUCACGGAGGACGCGCCGGACCUGGUCCAUGCGGCCGCGGCGGGGGGCGACGGGUCGCCGGCGGAGGCUCCGGGGGCGCGCGGGGCGCUGACGUGGGCGGAGGACGUGGCUGGGGAGGCGUCGGGCGCCGAGGGGGCAGGUUUGCGGCAAUCGCUGCGCGACACGCAGGGCACGGCGUACGAGGACGACUUCGAGGACGGCUUCGAGGGCGACGACGAGGAGGUGCGUGCGGAGGAGCGGGCGGGCGAGGAUCGCGACGCGGGGGCCGCGGCGCCCCCAGGGGGGCAGUGA
This is a messenger RNA of Pedinophyceae sp. YPF-701, 4050 nucleotides long. NCBI's taxonomy places the organism in Eukaryota, Viridiplantae, Chlorophyta, Pedinophyceae. The record is from the annotation of a GenBank genome assembly.